AUGGAGCGGAUGAAGUCUCUGGCACGCAGCUACAUUUACUGGCCGAAUAUCGACGACGAUGUGGUGAAAUUCGUUCGUCAGUGCAAUGCAUGUGCUGAAGCAGCGAAGGCUCCGACGAAAGCGGCUCUGGAAUCAUGGCCUCUCCCGGACCGGCCGUGGCAACGAGUACACGUUAAUUUCGCUGGCCCAAUCGACGGACAUAACUAUUUCGUAAUUGUAAAUGCCUACUCUAAGUGGCCCGAAAUUUUCGCCACCACGACAACAACUUUGGAUCUGCUUCGUGAAACAUUUUCCCGUUACGGCAAUCCAGACACGCUAGUCUCAGAUAACGGAACGCAGUUUACGAGCGGAUAGUUUCAACAGUUUUGCAGUGAGAAUGGCAUCAACCAUAUUCGUACUGCUCCAUACCACUCGCAGUCGAAUGGCCAAGCUGAACGUUUCGUGGAUUCCCUCAAACGCGGCCUUAAGAAGUUAGGUAAGGGGGAAUCACCAACAUUACAGCGUCUACAGACGUUUCUUUCAGUGUACCGAUCAACACCCAACCGGAAUACACCUAAGGGAACGUCUCCAACCGAAGCGUUUUGA
Messenger RNA from Anopheles merus, 585 nucleotides. RefSeq lists its product as uncharacterized. Gene Ontology annotation, biological process: DNA integration. Gene Ontology annotation, molecular function: nucleic acid binding. The record is from RefSeq and is a predicted model, not a curated record. NCBI's taxonomy places the organism in Eukaryota, Metazoa, Arthropoda, Insecta, Diptera, Culicidae.